AUGGCUGCAAAGUCGGACGGGAUGGGAGGGACGGCGUUCGUUUCGUUGCAGAAUUUAGGUCAACGCCCAGCCGAGAAAGAGUACUCGCUGGCGGACUGCUGCUGGAUACUGGGCGCCCUGCUCGUUUUCUUCUCGGAUGGGGCGACCGACGUGUGGCUGGCCGUGGACUAUUACUUCAAAGGCGACUACUGGUGGUUCGGACUGACACUGAUUUUCGUGGUCGUGCCGUCCCUGGUGGUGCAGGUGCUGAGUUUCAGGUGGUUUGUCUACGACUAUUCGAACAGCGGCGGUGGGAGCAGUGCCCGAGCCCGAGCAGCAGCAGCGGCGGCGGGAGGAGGAGGAGCGGCGGCCACUGGUGAAGCAGCCGAUCAUUUCAGCACCAAGGAGAGCGAAGCGAGGCAGCGCCGGCGUCCCGGCACCUCGACCUGCUGCCGCCUGUGCAUGUGGCUCCUGCAGUCUCUCAUCCACAUCCUACAGCUUGGACAGGUCUGGAGGUAUCUCAGAGCCAUGUAUCUUGGGAUUCAAAGCCGUUGGCACAGAGAACAUGAGCGUCGACACUUCUACUGGAGAAUGAUGUUUGAGAGUGCUGACAUAAACAUGCUGCGCCUGCUGGAGACCUUCCUUAAAAGUGCACCACAGCUUGUCCUGCAGCUCAGCAUUAUGGUGCAGAGAAACCAUAUUGGAACCUUGCAAGGUCUAUCAGCAGCAGCAUCGCUACUGUCCCUUGCUUGGAUGAUAGCUUCCUACCAGAAGGUACUUCGUGACUCCAGAGAUGACAAAAUGCCCAUGUCCUACAAGGCUGCGAUUACACAGAUUCUUUGGCAUCUCUUCACCAUUGCAGCUCGAGUAAUUGCAUUUUCCUUGUUUGCCUCCGUUUUCCAACUCUACUUUGGAAUCUUUAUUGUCAGCCACUGGUGCAUCAUGACCUUCUGGAUCAUUCAUGGGGAAACAGACUUUUGUAUGUCCAAGUGGGAGGAAAUCAUUUAUAAUAUGGUUGUUGGAAUUAUCUACAUUUUCUGUUGGUUUAAUGUUAAGGAAGGGAGAACUCGGUGUCGAAUGCUCAUCUACUACUUCAUUACAUUUUGUGAAAAUGCUGCCUUGACUGUGCUGUGGUACUUGUACAGAGAUUCCCGUACAACAGACUUUGAAGCCUUAAUUAUAGUUUGUGUAGUGUUUAGUAGUUUUGCUCUUGGAAUAUUCUUCAUGUUUAUAUAUUAUGGUGCUUUGCACCCAAAUGGACCAAUGUUUGGGUCACAAGGAGGGUGCAUUGAUGGUGGAGAACAAGACACUGCUACACAUAUACCUGCACAGGUUAUAACAGUUCCUCCCCGUGCAAUGACCCAGUGCCGGACUACAGUUGGCGAGCAAGUGCCAGCUGAUCGAGACAGUUGCAUGCCUGUUUUCCAGGUAAGGCCCAGUGUGCCCCCAACACCAGUGUCACGCACACUGCGAACAGAAGGGCCUGUUAUCAGAAUUGACUUGCCCAGAAAACGGUAUCCUGCAUGGGAUGCGCACUUUAUUGACAGGCGGCUGCGCAAAACCAUCCUGGCCUUGGAAUACACCUCACCUGCCACUCCACGCCUCCAGUACAGAAAUCUUAGCUUCACACAGGAAGUACUGGAAUAUGAAACUACUGUGUAG
Carcharodon carcharias (great white shark) is the source of this 1641-nucleotide messenger RNA. RefSeq names its product XK-related protein 7-like. The transcript has 4 exons. NCBI's taxonomy places the organism in Eukaryota, Metazoa, Chordata, Chondrichthyes, Lamniformes, Lamnidae. The record is from RefSeq and is a predicted model, not a curated record. Gene Ontology annotation, biological process: apoptotic process involved in development; engulfment of apoptotic cell; phosphatidylserine exposure on apoptotic cell surface. Gene Ontology annotation, cellular component: plasma membrane. The coding region runs from base 1 to 1641 and encodes 546 amino acids.